This is a messenger RNA of Cricetulus griseus (Chinese hamster), 4796 nucleotides long. Lineage: Eukaryota; Metazoa; Chordata; Mammalia; Rodentia; Cricetidae. The record is from RefSeq and is a predicted model, not a curated record.
UCAGAGGCCAUAGGUAAAGCUGUUACUGCACACCCCAGAUCUCUUCCAGGCUUCCCCACUCUUCCCUUUCCCCAGCUUCCCCGCCCAGCCCUGCUGGGCCCGCGUUCCCGCCUCACCCGGAGCCCAGUCACAGCUCGCGGUGCCGCUGCUUCUGUGCGCGUGACGUGAAACCCGCGCUUGCUGAGUGCAAGAGCUAGGGUUGGGCAUUUGUCCAAGGUCACAGUUAAUCAGUAGCAAACGUGUUAAAUCUCCACUCUCGGACCGCGGACCUAAUUGAGCGAAGUGCUUGCACAGCGUGGGUGAGCCUCUGUUGUGCCUAGCUAGCACCCAGAGGAAAACAACAAAACCCCGCCCUCACAAACAAAGCAGAUGUCUCCGAAGGAGAAGGGGCUGAAUUCACAGCCACAGCGAAGGCUCCCGAGAGGGAGAGACUAGAUGAGGGGAGAAGCUGACCGCACUGCCGAGGCUGGCGCAUUGGAGAGGCCAAAGAAGACCAGACAGACUUUGACCAAGUGCUGACAUGGAGCAGGUGUCAUCAACAAGCAAAACGGUGCACAUUAGUGUGACAAACGGAUAUGAUUUGAAAGGCUUUAAAGGAGACACCCCAGUUACUUUUGUUCGUGCAGAAUUCAAUCAGACAGUUCUCGGAGACUCUCCAAAAAUCACUGUCUCUCCAGAAGGAACUGCAAAGUACAACUUUACUAGCAGCUUUGAGCUCAAUCCGGAUGGAGGGAUUACAUUGGAUGACCUCGCCCACAAACCGUUAUUCUUAACUGUGACGGAGGUCUUACCAAAGGAAAAGAAACAGAAGGAAGAGAAGACCUUAACUCUGGGCCAAGCUGUGGUGGACCUUCUUCCUUUACUAGAAGGAGAGGAAUCAUUUGAAACAGUGGUCCCAUUACACCCUGUGCAGGGGUCACCCUUAGAAACUCCUUCACCAGUCUCUAAGCAAUGCAGUCUUGAUGUGAAGGUGUUUGUGGCAGAGCCCUUACUGACCCCAGCCCAGGUCUCAGCGAGCAAUCUGCUGAAGGUCACCCUGGAGGCUGCCUAUUCUGUGCCUGAGUCAUUCAUGCCAGUAGGGCCUCAGCAGAACUACAUGGUUGGUCUGCAAGUUCCAUCAGUGGGAGAGAAAGACUACCCCAUGGUAUUCAAGAAUGGAAAUCUGAAGCUUGGAGGUGAAAAAGAACCUGUUCCCCGGCCUAAAAAAUGGCCUAUUCCUAACAUUCUUGCUCCAGGAGCUAAUAACAUUCCUGAUGCAUUCAUUGUGGGUGGUCCCUAUGAGGAAGAAGAAGGAGAACUCAACCACCCAGAGGACAGGGACUUUAGGAACCAAGCAGAGAGCAUCAAAAAAAGGAUCGUCUGGGAUUUGGAGAGCCGCUGCUACCUUGAUCCUUCUGCAGUUGCAAGUUUCCAGAAGCGAGUUGCUGAUUGCAGGCUCUGGCCUGUGGAGAUCACAAGAGUGCCUUUGGUCGCUGUACCAAAAGGGAAAGCAGGCAAACUUGAGAAGACCGAAGACGAAAAUCAGCUUUCGUUUCAUGGUGUGGCAUACGUCAACAUGGUCCCACUCUUAUAUCCAGGGGUGAAGAGGAUAAGAGGGGCUUUUCACGUUUACCCCUACUUGGACAGUACAGUCUUUGAAAAGACCAAAUGCUUGUUCAGUAUAUUCAGGGACACUGGACACCAUCUGGCUCACAAUAAUAAAGCAGGAGGUCUUAACUCCCCACUGUCCAAACCUGUUUCCAAGAAUUUGAAAGAAGAGAAACAACCAGUGAAAGACAAGGAGGCAGAUGGACGGGCUCGGCCUGGGGAUUUGCAAGCACCUAGCAUAAAAUCCCAGAGCUCAGAUACUCCUUUGGAAGGCGAAGCCACUCUGAGCCACAAUCUUGAAGGACAGCAAUAUUUAGAAGCUGGGACAUACAUUGUCUUGGAGAUCCAGCUGGACAAAGCCUUGGUUCCAAAGCGGAUGCCAGAGGAUCUGGCCAGAAGGGUCAAGGAAAUGAUACCUCCAAGGCCACCUCUCACCCGGCGGACAGGAGGCGCUCAGAAGGCUGUGAGUGACUACCACACACAGAUCAAGAGCAUUUCCAGAGCCAUUCUGGAAGAGUACCACCGGAUGUUUGGAAAGCAAGUGACCAAGGCAGGAAAUGAUGUGGACAGUGAGACCUUGGAGGAGCAGAAGUGCCAGCUCAAUUAUGAGCUCAAUUGCUCCGGAAAGUACUUUGCUUUUAAAGAACAGCUCAAGCAUGCGGUGGUAAAGAUUGUGAGAGAGAAAUACUUGAAGACAACAGCAUUUGAAAGUCAAGAGGAACUGCAGACGUUUAUCAGUGAGCUUUAUGUGUUCUUGGUAGAUCAAAUGCAUGUGGCUCUAAACCAGUCCAUGCCUGAUGAGACCCAAGGCACUGCCUCAACGAUUCACAACAGCAGCGAACAACUUCGACUCUUCGCAUUUGAGGCAGAAGUCAAUGAGAACUACGAAAUGGCAGCAGUAUAUUAUGAAGAGAGGUUGGUCCGUGAGCCCCAGAACUUGGAUCACUGGCUGGAUUAUGGUGCCUUCUGCCUCCUCACGAAAGACAUCACUAAAGCACAGGAGUGUUUCAGGAAAGCUCUUUCCCUGAAUGAGAAUCACAUUCACAGCUUGUUGCUGUGUGGUGUCCUGGCUAUCUUGUUGGAGAACUAUGAGCAAGCAGAAAUUUUCUUUGAGGAUGCUACAUGCUUGGAACCUACCAAUGUUGUUGCGUGGACUUUACUCGGAUUGUUCUAUGAAAUUCAGAAUAAUGAUAUUCGAAUGGAAAUGGCAUUUCAUGAGGCCUCCAAACAGCUUCAGGCACGAGCCCUCCAAACAAAGCUAAAGAGCGCUGGCACCAUAGAGAAUGUGGACGAUGGAGUGAAAAUAGAGCAGAGUUUUGGCCCUUGGGGAACCAUACAUGACUCUGCCUCAGCCCUCAAAUCAGAAGGCCUGACAGGGGCCAAACCCAGGAGCUUCCACCAGCUGAGUCCUCAUCCCAACGCCAGGAUGCACCCCCAGUCCCAAGGACCAAGCACUGUGUUGUCCAGUCUGGAUGAGUUUAUUGAAGAAACGUCUAAGCCACACUCUGAGUCACAAGAACCAAUAAUGACUUUACAACCUUUGGAGCCUCCUCUUACCCAGAAAUCAUCCAACUUGCUAUUAAAAGAGGAAACUUCGAAAAAAGAAACAUCAAAAGGUCUAGAUUCAUCAGCCUUUUUGCAUUCUUCCCCUUAUGCUACUUCCCAAGCCCCUGCCACAAUCUUCAUGGAGACCAUUCGCUUCUUGAUGAAGGUCAAUGCGGUGCAGUUUGUACACAGAGUACUGGCACAUGAGCUGCUGUGCCCUCAAGGAGGACCCAGCUGUGAAUAUUAUUUGGUUCUGGCCCAGACACACCUUCUCAAGAAGGACUUUGCCAAGACAGAGGAGUACCUUCAACAAGCGGCCCAGAUGGACUAUCUGAACCCUAAUGUCUGGGGUGUGAAGGGCCAUCUCUAUUUCCUGAGUGGAAAUCACGCUGAGGCCAAGGCAUGCUAUGAACGAACCGUUAGUUUUGUAGUUGAUGCUUCCGAGAUGCACUUCAUCUUCCUACGACUGGGACAAAUCUACCUGGAAGAGAAGGAGUAUGAAAAGGCAAAGACAACCUACAUGCAAGUCUGUAAGAGAUCACCUUCAUGCCUGACAUGGCUAGGACUAGGAAUUGCCUGUUACCGGCUGGAGGAGCUCACUGAGGCUGAGGAUGCUCUCUCUGAAGCAAAUGCACUGAAUAACUACAAUGCUGAAGUGUGGGCCUAUUUGGCUCUGGUCUGCCUGAAGGUUGGACGACAACUGGAAGCCGAGCAGGCCUACAAGUAUACACUAAAGCUGAAACUGAAAAACGAGGCUCUGCUUGCAGAAAUCAACAGUGUGCAGGAAAUGGUUGGCUUUGGAGAUCCGUCUUUCUGACGUUCGGACAAGUGGAUAUUCAGUAUGGGACCUCCAAGCAUCUCAUCUUUCCUUUCCAAAUCGUCACCAGAUGAAACCUGAACUCCCCUCUCCCCAUUAGUUGUUAACUAUAAUUCAGAUCACAAUUUGAAAAAAAAAAAAAAAAAAAAAACCCUCACAAUUUAUCAGCAAGUUUCUAGAGUCUUAUGUAGCAAUUAUAUUUUAUAUGAUCUUACAUAAUUACAUAACUAAUAGACAUUUGUGAGUAGCUAUAUGCAUAAUGGUGUAACUAUUAGAAUUUCUGAUGAAAGCUUCUCGUCAAUUGCCAAGGUUCUUGACCAGCUUCAGUUACUGGGGCUUGGAAGUUAAGGUACCAUCUUCAAAGGCGGGCUUAGAAUACUGCCAUGCUGUGCCACUGGGUAAGAGAGCAGAGGACAUUCUGGGGGCUAGCCUUUUGGGAGAGUGGAUAGGGAGGUCUUUGCUUAAGAUAGACGUACUAAUUUCUUUAAAUCAAUUGGUAUCUUCAUAGAUCUAAAUCAGGAGAGCAGCUUUUACACACCAUUGUGAUUUGAGAUGCAAAAUUCGCUAGUGAAGCUGCAAUUCUAGGUCUUGUAAGGACAAAGAAAUCAUACCCUAACUUCUUGGAACCUGUAGUAAAGGCGGAAAUAAAAGCCCGCUCCCCUUAUUUUUUAAUGGAGCGAUUUCUUCUGUGAGGAUAAGAGAACAUGAGGGAAAGUGAGUCAUAUUAAUAAACAGACGACAAAUGAGUUACUUUUAAUCCUGCUCCUCGCUCAGUCUUACACGAAGUCUUCCUGAGGAAUGGGCAGACAGCUUCGUCCCCUGCUGUGUGCGACCCCGCCUGCCCACC